Podarcis muralis (Common wall lizard) is the source of this 3826-nucleotide messenger RNA. Lineage: Eukaryota; Metazoa; Chordata; Lepidosauria; Squamata; Lacertidae. The record is from RefSeq and is a predicted model, not a curated record.
CGCCGCGAACCAUAGAGGAGAACGAAGCCGCUGCGCACGCGCGGCCGGCAACCCACGAAGCGCUUAAAACGCCCCUCAGCCCCCGGGCCCGUUUUGCCAUGUAAAUAAGGCUGCCUAACGGGCGAAGGGGUCGCUCCUGCCUUUCCUUCCUGUGAGGCCUGACUGGCCUUUGAAGCGGGGGCGCCAUGCCUCUUGAAGAGAUAAGGGGGUCCUUCAGGGUGUUUGAAAACUCUCUGCGGGGAAGCCUCCAAAAAGUUGGUUUCGAGCAUUUGCAGGUGGGCUGUGACUGCGCCAGCAAGUAUGUCCAGGGAACAGUUGCUGCUUCCUAUCCAUUAAGUAAAGUGGGAAACGGGACAUCUUUCUUCAAGAUUAUACUUCAAGAGUCAGAAAACCCAUGUUCUAAGGCCGGUGCUAUCAAUACUUAUAUGUUUGGGAAGUUGGCAGAGGAGUGUGCCAGCGUUGUACAUCAAGGGGACAUCGUGGUGGUAGCUGGAUUCAGCAUGGCUAAGUCCACCAGUGAAGCUGAUGGGCAUUGCUGUCGGCUAGAAGUCUCUGAUGAAGCUGGGUCAACUAUUUAUAUAAAAAUGAAGAGGAAAAUUAAAACCAGAGAAAGCACCCACCAAGUUUGUACUAGGUCAUCCAAUACAAUUACUGGUUCAGAAACUAUAGCCAUGCCUGUUACCCCCAGCUACACAUACACCCCUUUGAAUCGUGUUAAAGGCGGGACUAUUGUCAACCUCUAUGGUGCUGUGAAAUUCUUCAAGCCUCCAUAUAAAUGCAAAGGAACGGAUUAUUGCUCAGUGAUAACCAUUGUGGACCAAUCGGAUGCCAAGCUGAUAUGUUCACUUUUUAAUGUAAACAGAGAUGCCCUUCCACAAAUCUACAAAAAUGGUGACAUUGUUCGAUUUCACAGAAUAAAGAUCAAAGAGUUCAGCGGGCAGUUGCAAGGGAUUAGCAGCAGUGGAUUUGCAGCACUUACCUUUGAUGGUGCUGUAGGAACACCAGUGGUUCCUCGAACGUCCAGCAAAUUAUUCACAUUUACAGAUGAAGACAGAAAAACAAUAGAAGACUUGCGCAUUUGGGUGGCAUCUAAUCUUUUAAACUCUGCAGUCGUAGCAAAAUUGUCUGGCAUCCAGCCGCCUAUGUAUUUUGAUCUCACUUGCCAGCUUGUAGGAAAAGCAAAACUCGACGGAUCUUCCUACCUUCUCAAGGUAUGGGAUGGCACAAAAUGUCCCUUUACGUAUUGGAAGUUGCAUGUUAGAGAAGAUGACCUUGAAGGUGACAGUGUUCUCAUUCAUCGACUAAGAAACCUGACGGUGGAUGUUGUCGUUUACGAUAAUCAUGUCCAGUUGGCAAAAUCACUGAAGGUUGGAACCUUUAUUAGAUUGUACAGUUUGCAUGCAAAAUUCCAAAGUCCGGAAGAUGAGCCUGAUGUUUCAUAUCUACAAUUUCAUCUUCAUGGUGGUACCACGUACGGCCGUGGGAUUACAAGCCUGCCAGAAGGCCACGCCGAUGUUGAGGAUCUAAAGAAAUUCCUGAACUCUGUAGACUUGAUGGAAGAUGAGUCUUCAGAAAGUCCUUCAGAACCUGAGAAUGCUUACUUUACAUUAGGAUCUUGUUCAGAAGGAUGCCAGCAGUUAUCCGUUACAGUGCUGAGAGAUCACCAGCAUUUUGAAGUGACUGCACUGAGUACUAUUUUGAACAGCAGGAGUCCUCAGCCGUAUCGCAUCAGAGCUAAGCUGAGACAAUUUGAACCUGAAAAGCUUCAUCAGUCUGUUAAACUUCAUUGUCCCCAGUGCAAUUUGUUGCAAGAGGUUCCGGAUGGGAGUGAGCUUGAUCUAAUUUUACAGGAGGCUUCAGCUACAUGUCCAAGACCCGAUUUACAAAAUACAUCCUUCUGCGAAUCUGUUGUUUGGGAUACUGAAAACCAGGGACAGCGGCGUGUGGUUAUUCAUUUUGUAAAGCAUGAUGAACUACUACAAGACCCAGAAGACAGUUUGAUUAUGAUAGAAGGAGGCACACUGAAGGAAAUCUUGAAGCUCUAAAAAUUUAAAGGAAUUAUACCCGUAAGAGCCAUGGAAGACGAUCUUGAGUUGCUGGAUCUUUCAGCUCCAUUUCUUUGGCAAGGGAAUAUACCACACUAUGGGUGCAAACACUGUUCAAAUCCGAAGGCGAUAGCAAGCUUGAGUCCCCUUGCUACACAGAAAGAUCCAUUGUGGGAGCCCACUACCAUAGCACAAGCUUUAGGACUUGUGCCCCUUGAAUAUGUCUUUGUGAUGAAGUUUAUGCUGGACGAUGGAACAGGAACCCUGAAUGUGUAUCUCAUGGAUUGCAAAGAUUUCUUCCAAAUUCCAGCUUCUGAAGUCCUGACCAAUAAUAUUUUUCAAGAGAACAUAGAAAGGAUCAUGAACAAACUUUGCCCUUCAGGCACAAAUCUAGACGACCUGCCAUGGCUGGACUGUUUUAUCAAAUCCUACUAUGUCACGGAUGGAAGAGAGCAGCAAAUUUGCUAUCGGGUUUUUGACACUACGAUUGCUGAAGAUGUCUGAUAUCCAGCUACUUGGAAUAUAUUUAAGGGUUUGUAAUGUUUGUCGAUUUCAUUUGAAUAUAUAAACGAUCCAGGGGAUGUUGUAAGGUGUUUGCUUUUUUAUUAAAUGUGUAAAGAAGUACUUUGUUCUGAAUCAACAUAUAACUUAAAAUGAUUUUUUUUAUAUACUGUUGUUUGUCAUGGAAAAUUCACGUACGUUCUUUGCAGUUCUCCAGGUAACACACAAGUCAUAAUUCACAAUUCCCGACCCCUCAAAAAAGCUUAUUAGUUUGUUAUCCUCUAGUCUAGCAUGACUUUCAGAGUCAAACAAAAGUCCUUAAAGAAACUGAAAAGUCCUUAAAGAAACUCUUGAGCCAAUCCUAAAAGCCACAGUGUGGGGCCAUUCUCUAAAAUGGAGCAGGCUGUCUUUGAUUAGAAAAUACUGUUGCAGUGCAAUAGUCCAUGUGCAAAAAGCUUUGGGUUAUGCCACAAUACAGAUAGGAUUAGCUUCUUAUCACUGUUGAAACAUACAAUACAAUGCCAUCGCGUUCAGACAGAUAAGAAAAUAUCAAAAAUAUCAGGCACAUGCAUGCAUACAGUACAGUAAUAGUAUUUGAAUCUGGACUAUUCUGUACAUACAAAAUGAGCACAAAAUACCUAGCAGCUAAGUGCUGUUUGUGAUGGCACUUUCAAUUGUGUUUGCCUCUCAGAUCAUGUUGCACGUGACCCAGGCAGCUAAAUUUGGUGUUGGCUACACACUCCAGCUGAUCUUCUUUUCUCCUUUGCAUAAUCUGAUUUGGGAACCAGUUUUAGAGCCAUGGAGUUUCAGGCUAGUAAGUCACUGUACUAAUUGGCUCUUAGAGUGAAACAAAUUGCUCUGGGUUUCUUUAUCUGCAGUAUACCUUCGGUAUACAUAUGCUCAUGCAAGACUUUAACACACAAAGUUUUCAUCCAGUGGGCAAGAAUUGUAUCUUAUUAAAAUGUAUUACAUGCUGGCAGCUACAACACUGUAUUCCAAGCCAUGUAAAAUAUUUAAUAUAGUCUUCAUUGUAAAAUUGUCUUGAUGCAUAUCAUGUGGCUUAUUUUAUUAUUAUUAUUUUUUAGGUAAUUAAGAAUAGAUGGUUCUUGCAGUUGUUUGUGGACUUUUUCUAUAAUGGACAUUAUUUCUGAUCCCCCAAAGCACUUAACUGCAAAUCUACUGAAUAUAAGGGCUUUGAGCUUAGUUCUUUGCCUAGGAAUGUAUGACUGGCAAUAUUUCUCAAGGCAUCUGUUACUCAGCACUGUAAAAGCAAUGAGAAA